Caenorhabditis briggsae is the source of this 486-nucleotide messenger RNA. Gene Ontology annotation, molecular function: peptidyl-prolyl cis-trans isomerase activity; protein binding. Gene Ontology annotation, cellular component: cytosol; nucleus. The record is from RefSeq and is a predicted model, not a curated record. Lineage: Eukaryota; Metazoa; Nematoda; Chromadorea; Rhabditida; Rhabditidae. The transcript has 4 exons. Bases 1 to 486 code for a protein of 161 amino acids.
AUGUCCGACAACUCGCUGCCACCAGGAUGGGAGAAGCGCCAGAGUCGCACCAAUGACCGAGUCUACUACUUCAACACGGCUACCGGUCAAUCCCAAUGGGAACGACCGGAGCAUACGGCGUUCGGAAAAGGAUCCGAGCUGACUCAAGUCCAAUGUCUUCAUCUUCUGGUGAAGCACGAAGGAAGUCGUAAUCCAUCGUCGUGGCGUUCGGAUCGUAUCACACGAUCCAAGGAGGAUGCGAUCAAUAUUUUGAGAAACUACGAAAAAGAGCUCAAAGACGCAUCGGAUGUCCAGGGAAAGUUCCGUGAACUCGCCAAGCAGUUCAGCGAUUGCAGCUCAGCGAAGCGUGGAGGAGAUCUUGGACCAUUCAAACGCCGACAAAUGCAAAAACCAUUCGAAGACGCGUCGUUCGCUCUGGAGGUCGGAGAGAUGUCCGACAUAGUCGACACCGAUUCUGGAGUUCAUCUCAUCUACCGUAUUGCUUAA